Molecule: messenger RNA, 2034 nt
Organism: Symbiodinium sp. CCMP2456
Lineage: Eukaryota; Dinophyceae; Suessiales; Symbiodiniaceae
Source: the annotation of a GenBank genome assembly
AUGGAAGCAGGCAUGGACUCGCUCUCGGCUGUCGAGUUCCGCAACCGCCUGUCCAAUGAAUUGCAAGGGGUCAAGCUGCCCAACACAUUGAUCUUCGACUACCCGACAGCUGCAGCCAUCAGCAUGUUCGCGGCGUCUCAGCUGAGCCAAGUGGCGGGCGCAGGACAAGUGGCUCCGGUGCCAGAGCAGCAAAAGGGAGAGAAGAAGGUGGGUGCUCCCGGGAUCAGUGCAUCACAGGUCGAAGCCUUGGUGCUUGAGAUCGCGAGCGAAGUCACCGGUCACGGAGUGGAUCCGCAGGAGCCAUUGAUGGACUCUGGUCUCGACUCUUUGGCCGCCGUCGAAUUCCGAAAUCGGCUGUCCAACGAGCUCCAGGGCAUCAAGUUGCCCAACACGUUGAUCUUCGACUACCCGACGGUCGCCGCCAUCAGCAACUACGCCGUGGCACAGCUGGGCCCUGCAACUGCCGCACUGGGCCCAGUCUCUGGCGGAUCGUUCGUGGCCUCUGGCGCCUUUGCCUCAGUGAUGGGCUUGGCUGCCAGUUUGCCCGGCCGCCGCGACGAUGGCUUUUGGGAGGACUUGGUGGAGAAGAAGGACUCUGUCAUUGAGAUUCCCUUCACGCGCUGGGAUCUCGACGUCUAUUACAGCGCGGAUCCGGAUGCACCCGGCAAGACGUACGCAAAGCACGGCGGCUUCAUCGAGGGCGCUGAGCUCUUCGAUCCCUCCUGCUUCGCCCUCUCCGCUGCAGAGGCUGCGACCAUCGAUCCUCAACAGCGGUUGCUGCUUGAGGCAGCGCACACGGCCUUCCUGGCCUCCGGCAAAGAACGGGAGCAGCUGAUGGGCUCGGACGUGGGUGUCUUCGUGGGGCAGUGCCAGUAUGACUGGUUCGUGAUGGUGUCGGUGGGCGACAAGUUCAAUCCAUACACUGGAACCGGAAUUUCAGCUUCCAUCAGUGCGAACCGAACCUCGUACAUCUUCGGAGUGAAGGGCCCAAGCUUGACAUGUGACACGGCCUGCUCUUCCUCGCUGGUGGCUGCCGAUGCGGCGCUGUCUUCCCUUCGCAGGGGAACAGCAGAAGGCGCCCUGGCUGCCGGAACCAACCUCAUUCUUGGUACUGGUCCGUACAUCAGCUUCAGCAAGGCCAAGAUGCUUUCCGAGGAUGGCCGUUGCUUCACCUUCGAUGCCUCGGCAAAUGGCUACGCACGUGGAGAGGGUGUGGGAGCAGCGUUCCUUGCCGUCCUGGCGGAUGGGGACGGAGAUGUUUCCGCCCGAGCCCUUCUCCGGGGAACGGCUGCAAAUCAGGAUGGGCGCUCGGCAUCCCUCACAGCCCCCAACGGUCCAUCACAGCAGGCAGUGAUCCGACGAGCGCUCUCGGAAGCCGCGGCCAGCGUGGGCGAGGUGGCUUUGAUUGAGUGCCAUGGCACCGGCACUGCGCUUGGGGAUCCCAUCGAAGUGGACGCUCUCAAGACGGUGCUUGGCGAGGCUUCAUCUGUGGCUUUGGGAGCAGCGAAGACCAACAUUGCGCACUUGGAGGGUUCAGCAGGCAUUGCUGGCUUCCUCAAGAGUGUCCACAUGUUGGAGAAGAAGCAGGUUCCUGCGAACUUGCACUUCCAGAGCUUGAACCCGCAUAUCGACUUGGAAGACUUCCAGGCCGUCAUUCCAGUGGAGCUGCACGAGCUUCCUUCCGGCAACGUCGUUUCAGGCCUCUCCUCCUUCGGCUUUGGUGGGACGAACGCGCACCUGACCUUCGGCAACUCCUCGGGUCGCGAGAGCCAGCGCAUGACCGUCUCAGAACCAGCAGCUGAUGAGGGAGCCAUCACUUUCAGGCACGCUUCUUUCCCUUGGCGUGAGACGGCCUACCGGUGCCUGCGACGGAAGAUCACGGAAGGUCGAGAUGUGCACUACGAGUGCACCAUCAAGUCAGACAUCUUCAAAGUCUGUGCCGAGCAUGUGGCCUUCAACGAGAUUGUGGUGCCAGGCGUGGUCUACGUCGAACAUGCAAUGGAGGCCUGCCACAUCGGAUCUAGCUUCAUAUAA